Stegodyphus dumicola is the source of this 2457-nucleotide messenger RNA. It is a transcript of the gene Vps53, whose product is annotated as vacuolar protein sorting 53. NCBI's taxonomy places the organism in Eukaryota, Metazoa, Arthropoda, Arachnida, Araneae, Eresidae. The record is from RefSeq and is a predicted model, not a curated record. Gene Ontology annotation, cellular component: GARP complex. Gene Ontology annotation, biological process: retrograde transport, endosome to Golgi.
UUUACUAAUAAUUAGUGUUUUUUUUAUUUCCAUGUGGCCAUUGGAAAGGUAAUAGGAAGAUGAAAAUGGAGUUUGAUGAUGAUAUAAUCGAAGAUGAAAAUUUAAAUAGCCAUAUUGAAUUCCCACCUGAAGUUCAAAAUGCUAUUGAACAGGUUCUUCCAAGUACUGAUCCUUUGGAUCAUCCCGAUUUCAAUGCUGUUGAGUACAUUAAUAAAUUAUUCCCAACUGAACAAUCUCUGUCCAAUAUUGAUGAGGUUACUGGUAGAAUGAAAAUGAAAAUUAGACAGUUAGACGAUGAAAUACGUACUGUAGUUCGUGGUCAGACAAGUGUUGGUCAGGAUGGACGGCAAGCUUUAGAGGAAGCUCAGAAAGCUAUCAAACAGCUGUUUGCCCGUAUAAAAGAUAUAAAAGAUAAAGCAGAAAAGUCAGAACAUAUGGUUAAAGAAAUAACUAGAGACAUUAAGCAGUUGGAUCAUGCCAAACGACACCUAACUGCUUCAAUUUUGACUCUGAAUCAGUUACACAUGCUAGUUGAUGGUGUAGAGAAAUUGCAAGUGUUAGUGAAGAAGCGUCAGUAUGGUGAAAUUGCCAAUCUUCUUCAAGGAGUUACCAAUGUGCUUGAUCAUUUUCAAAAAUACAUGGGCAUUCCACAGAUAGCUCGAUUAGCAGAUAAGUCCCAAAGUAUUAAAGCAGAUUUAACUGAACAGAUUACGAAUGAUUUCCAAAAUGCUUUUGCUGGGCCAAAUUCCAAGCACUUCACUGCAAAUUCACUUCAACAGUUAGCAGAAGCUUGUUUAGUAGUUUCAAUACUUGAACCAAAAGUAAAACGUGAAUUGCUAAAAUGGUUUGUUGGUGUUCAGCUCUCUGAGUAUACUCAUUUAUUUCAAGAAACACAAGAUAUUGCAUGGUUGGACAAAAUUGACAAGCGAUAUGCCUGGUUAAAAAAACACCUUAUUGAGUUUGAAGAAAAGUUUGGGAGGAUGUUUCCUCCUGACUGGGAAGUGAGUGAACAUAUCGCUGUUGAGUUUUGCCAUAUCACUAGAAAAGAACUUGGAAAAAUAAUGAUAUCUAGGAAACCUGAAAUAAAUGUGCGACUUUUGCUGGGUGCUAUAGAAAAAACAACCAGCUUUGAAUCUCUUCUAGCCCGGCGGUUUUCAGGUGUUACAUUGGAUUCAACUGUCAUUCAUCAGUUCCCGAAAAAAGAAGCUCCAAAUCCAUUUGAAGAACCAGAAGAAACCAAUCCUUUCAAGGAAGAUAUUAAGAAAGAAUUAGAAACUCCUUCUGAAACCAGUCAGGCUGAAAAUGCAUCAAUUAUAAAAGUAAAGAAUCCCUUUCAAGGUAUAAUUUCUCGAUGCUUUGAACCACAUUUAAACAUAUAUGUUGAAUAUCAAGAUAGAAAUCUUGCUCAAUUGAUGGAUGGGUUUGUGGAAGACAUGCAGAAAGCGGAGCUUCCGAAACCUGAAGUUGAUCAAGCUAAUGUCCUGCCAUCUUGUGCUGAUCUUUUUGUAUUCUACAAAAAAUGCCUCGUUCAAUGUUCUCAAUUGAGCAUUGGACAACCUAUGUUAGCACUCACAGCUGUAUUUCAAAAAUAUUUGAGAGAAUAUGCCAACAGAGUCUUGCAAAAUAGUUUACCAAAAGUUGGAAAUGCCCCAUCUUCUGCAAAUUUGAUUCAAAGUUUAUUGAAGGAAGGAGAAGUUACUAGAUUUAGUCCUGCAGAACAGAUUCAUAUUUGUAGCAUUCUGACCACUGCAGAUUAUUGCUUAGAAACUACAUUACAAUUAGAAGGAAAACUGAAAGAAAAAGUGGAUCCAACCCUUGCAAAUCAAGUUAAUCUUGUUGCAGAACAGGAUGUUUUCCAUAAUGUGAUAUCAAACUGCAUACAGCUCCUUGUACAAAAUUUGGAAUCUGCAUGUGAACCUGCUCUUACAGCUAUGAAUAAAAUUCAGUGGUCUGCAUUUGAAACUGUUGGUGAUCAAAGCAGUUAUGUUUCUGCAAUUACUACACAUCUGAGACAGACUUUGCCUUUGCUGAGAGAUAAUUUAGCUACAUCACGCAAAUACUUCACAAAAUUCUGCAUGAACUUUGCAAACUCAUUCAUUCCAAAGCUAAUCUGCCAUCUCUUCAAAUGCAAGCCAGUAAGCCCUAUAGGUGCUGAACAACUUCUGUUGGACACACAUAUGCUGAAAACUGUCUUACUUGAUUUGCCUUCACUUGGAUCUGUUUCAAUGAGAAAACCACCUCCCAUAUAUACAAAAAUUGUUGUCAAGGGUAUGACCAAAGCAGAAAUGAUUCUUAAGGUUGUAAUGGCACCACAUGAAAAUGCUGAGAGCUUUGUGGAAAAUUAUAUGAAACUUCUUCCCGAAUCUGAUAUUACAGAAUUCCAAAAAGUUUUAGAUAUGAAGGUAUAUGCUGUUUUUCAAUUUCAAACAUUAAUUUUCUAAUUUAUUUUGUAUAAAA